UCACGAGCUGUUGUUGCCCUGCGUUGGGAGGCGCAUGCGCACCGCGGAGCUGGUUGGUGCGGUGCCGAGGGGGACCAAAUUCCAACUUGGCACGGGAGGAUGGGCCGUUGAAUCUCACGUUGCUCUGCCUGCGGUGCGGUUAAUGUCUGGGUUCUGAACCUCCCUCCCGGCCCCUCCCGGUAUUUAAGUUACUUGUCAAGUUAGCUUGAAAAAGCAGCGGAAAGAAGAUGUUUCAUGUUGUUCGGUAUCAGCAUCUAAAAUUAACCCAGAACAUUGGUUUUAGUGUACGUCUAAAGUUGAUUUUUCCAAGAACUCUUGCAUUUGUACAACUGUGGAAGUCAUGGCUCUCAACUCUCUCUCUUGUUGGAGACCAGAAUAUUGUCCUGAUGGGACCUCCUGGAGCUGGGAAGACAACAGUUGGGAGAAUAGUAGGUCACAAACUCGGCUGUCGUGUCAUAGAUGUGGAUGAUGAUGUCCUUGAAACAACCUGGAAUAUGAGUGUGUCAGAAAAAUUGCAGGAUGUUGGUAGUCGACAAUUUAUAGAAGAGGAAGGAAAAGCCCUGUUAAAGUUUUCAGCAUCUGGAAGUGUAAUUUCCCUUUCUGGGUCGAAUCCAAUGCAUGCUGCCAGCAUGCAGCAUGUGAAGAAAAAUGGGAUUGUUGUGUAUCUGGAUGUACCCACAAGAGACAUAAUAGAUAGGCUGGAAUUAAUGAAAGUGGAUCGUAUUGUGGGGCAGGAUUCUGGAAUUUCUAUGAGAGACAUACUUCAGUUUAGGAAGCAAUUUUAUAAAAAAUGGUAUGAUAUUCGUGUUCUUUGUGAAGGUGGACUUACAGCAGAGGUUGUAGCAGAUAAAGUACUUGAUGCAGUUAAGAGAUAUCAAGACUCAGAAUCAGAAACUUUUAUUUCAACCAGACAUAUAAGGUCUGAAAUGUGUGAGCAAAAAGGCUCUGUUAAAUAUUUCACUGAAGCUGUUGUUGAGGGCCUAGCAUCUGAUGGUGGACUCUUUGUUCCUGAGAAGGGGCUUCCAACAUUCACUGCUGGAGAAUGGCAAAGCUUAGUAGAAGCAACUUACGUUGAAAGAGCUCAGGUUAUAUUGGAAAGAUUUAUACAUCCUGCUGAUAUACCUGCUUUCAAGCUGGGAGAAAUUGUUGAGAUUGCUUAUGGAGAAAACUUUACUUGUUCUAAAAUUGCCCCUCUUAGGUAUCUGACAGGCAACCAGUUUCUCCUUGAGUUGUUUCAUGGACCAACAGCCUCAUUUAAGGAUUUGGCGUUACAGUUGAUGCCUCAUCUAUUUGCAUACUGUGUUCCCAAAAGAUGCAAUUAUUUGGUCCUAGUAGCUACUUCUGGAGACACAGGGAGUGCUGUCCUAGAUGGUUUUAGUCGUCUUAGUGAUACUGACAAACAAAGGAUUGCUGUGGUCACUUUCUUUCCUGAGGAUGGAGUAAGCCAGAUUCAGAAAUCACAGAUGAUUGGCUGCCAAAGAGAAAAUGGGUGGUCAGUGGGAGUCAAAUCUGAUUUUGAUUUUUGCCAGACAGCUAUAAAAAAAAUAUUUACCAAUUCUGAUUAUUCUGGCUUUCUUACUGUAGAAUAUGGAACAGCUUUAAGUGCAGCAAAUUCUAUAAACUGGGCUCGACUACUUCCCCAAGUUAUUUAUCAUGCCUCUGCCUACCUUGACCUUGUUCAUCAAGAUAUUAUUACUUUUGGAAGCCCAAUAGAUGUGUGUAUUCCUACAGGAAACUUUGGCAACAUAUUAGCUGCAUUAUAUGCAAAAAGGAUGGGAAUCCCUAUCAGAAAAUGUAUUUGUGCAUCCAAUGGAAAUAAUGUUUUGACCGAUUUCAUAAGAACAGGUCUUUAUGAUUUAAGGGGAAGAAGAUUAAUGCAGACUUCAUCACCAGCAAUAGAUAUUUUGAAAUCUUCCAACCUUGAACGACAUUUGCACCUGAUUGCUAGUGGUGAUGGACAGCUGGUGACACAAUUAUUUAGUGAGCUGGAAAAGCAAUGUCACUUUCAGUUGCAGAAAGAUCUACUUGAGAAGCUUCAGCAAGACUUGGUGGCUGGGUGGUGCUCUGAGGAGGACUGUCUUGCUGCUAUCCACUCUGUAUACAGUACUACAGGGUAUAUUUUGGACACGCACACGGCUAUUGCUAAAGUAGUUGCAGAUCGAUUACAGGAUAGAACAUGUCCAGUUAUCAUUUCAUCUACAGCUCAUUAUUCCAAGUUUGCACCUGCUAUCCUGCGGGCUUUGAGGAUUGCAGAAAUAAAACAGAAUCCUUUAAGUCAGCUUCACUUGCUGAGUUCUUACAGUCCUUUGCCUCCAGUCCAUAGGGGCCUGUUAAAGACAUUGAAAGAGAACGAAAAGCAGAAACAUCAGAUCUGUGCUGCUGAUGUGAAUGUCAUGAUGGCACAUAUAGAAACUGUAAUACAAAAUAAGUUUAUGAAAGUUUUCUAAGUAAAUUUACUUGGUGUUUAUUAUAUCAAUUUAAAUAUUUUCUUCACUAAAAAGUCAUAUUUUAAUAAAUGCAUAGUACACAAGGUCUUUGGCAAGUUUAUAUUCUGAGUAUACUUUCUCAUUUUCAUGUUCCGCUAAAACAUUUUAACAUUGAUUUUAAAAUUUUUUGCAUGCAUGUGAGAAUUCUAAUUCGGGUGAACGGUUCUUGUUUGAAAGCCCAAGAGACCGAGGGGCUCUUUUACAGAAAAAGUGCAGUAGUGCACGCUUCCCCACAAAACCCUGGCAGUGUGCCUCAAUCCUGACUUGAGAGCGAGCACUUCUAAGGUGAAAGAAUCAUCCUAUCUGAAACUGCUAACAAGUGCUCCAGUUGUGUUGUUGUGUAUGUGGUAUGUGCUGUGAAUACUUUCCACUGGAAAUUUAGCUAAACAUUAAUCUAACAUGGGGCAUUCAAAAGCCUUCAGGUGUAGUAACAGCUUUCAUCUUCUCUUCAUCUGGGAUAUAUUUAAACUGGAAUCCUUGAAGUUAAAUUACCUAUAUCUUAUUAUCCACACAAUCCUACAAUAUUUUAAUAUGCUCUCUCUGUAUAUAUUGUUUUUGUAUUGACUAUGUAAUCACAUAUUCUUGUUCAGUGUCAAAACAUUUUUUUUGUCUUGCCAUAGGGGACAGUAUUUUUCCUUAACCUCGAGCCUGUAUGUUUUAUUAUCACCUUUUAAAGCAUAUUUUUUCCCUGAAUGUGCUUGCAACUUCCAUUAGCCUCUGCUGAGGCUUUUCUAUUUGAGCUCACAAGUUUAUUGCACCAUCUUACCAAAUAGUAGAAGAUAGUAAUAUCAGAAGCCUUCUUGAAUAAGUGUAAAUUAAAAUAUUCAAUUGUUGAAUUCCCAUCCUUUUUCUCAAAUUUUAUGUUUGUGUUCAGGGACACCCCCCUCCCCCCCAAGCUUCUGGGGAUAUUCAAAAUUACUUUUAUUUUUAUGUCCUCUGUAAUUUUCUCCCCUUGAUUUUUGAGUGGUUUUUGUGUAUCUGAGAAGCCACAGAAAACAAUUAGCCGAAGAUUGAGGCAAAUGUUCUUUUAAAAAAAAAAGCUUCUAAAAUUGGAUGCUACUGCACCUUAUCCAUCCUUGCUAAGGCAAUCUAUUUUAGGUCACAUGGUCAAGUUAUCCUUUCUGUAUCAGCUAAUGACUAGUGGUUUAAUAGGUUUUUUGCAUCAAAAAUAAUAGAUCUGGAUGUCAAAGUGCAAAACUAUCUUAGAUGAGAUUACCAUAUAUCUACUAAUUGUAGAUUGUAUUUGGCAAUCAAAGGGGUAAAGUUUAAGUACCCGCUACAUGAUAUACUGUUACCAAGCACAUUAUAAGCUGAUUGAAACAGGAAUGGUUUGUAUAUGUUAUAUGAUAAAUAUUACAAAUAAUAGCUUCUCAUGUAUAUUAAAGGUGUAUCCACUACAAA
Messenger RNA from Caretta caretta (loggerhead turtle), 3887 nucleotides. It is a transcript of the gene THNSL1, whose product is annotated as threonine synthase like 1. The record is from RefSeq and is a predicted model, not a curated record. Gene Ontology annotation, cellular component: cytoplasm. Gene Ontology annotation, molecular function: pyridoxal phosphate binding. NCBI's taxonomy places the organism in Eukaryota, Metazoa, Chordata, Testudines, Cheloniidae. Gene Ontology annotation, biological process: amino acid metabolic process.